AUGGGGGAUGUGAAGCUGGCUGCCUCGACACACGUUUCCAAAACCUCCCUCACUGUGGAUCCCUCGAGAGUCGGCUCCAUGCCCCUGACCGAGGCCCCUGCUUUCAUUUUGCCACCUCGGAACCUCUGCAUCAAGGAAGGGGCCACCGCCAAGUUUGAAGGGAGGGUCCGGGGUUACCCAGAGCCCCAAGUGACAUGGCACAGAAACGGGCAACCCAUUGCCGGUGGGGGCCGCUUCCUGCUGGACUGUGGUACCCGGGGGACUUUCAGCCUUGUGAUUCAUGCUGUCCGUGAGGAGGACAAGGGAAAGUAUACCUGUGAAGCCACCAAUGGUAGUGGUGCCCGCCAGGUGACAGUGGAGUUGACGGUAGAAGGGGGCUUUGUGAAGAAGCACGGUCAGCCUCUUGUUUCCAAAGCCUUGGGGGACAGAUUUGCAGCCCCUGCGGUGGAGACCCGUCCCAGCAUCUGGGGAGAAUGCCCACCAAAGUUUGCUACUAAGCUGGGCCGAGCGGUGGUCAAAGAAGGACAGAUGGGGCGAUUCUCCUGCAAGAUCACUGGCCGGCCCCAGCCACAGGUCUCCUGGCUCAAGGGAGAUGUUCCCCUGCAGCCCAGUUCCCGUGUGUCUAUGUCUGAGAAGAAUGGGAUGCAAGUCCUGGAAAUCCACGAGGUCAACCAAGAUGACGUGGGAGUGUACACGUGCCUGGUGGUGAACGGGUCAGGGAAGGCCUCCAUGUCUGCUGAGCUCUCCAUCCAAGGCUUGGACAUUGCCAAUAGGUCGCUUGUGAGAGGAACAAAGGUGGCCAGUUCAGACAUCAGGAAGGAAGUGACCAAUGGAGUCGCUCAGGGGCUGAAACUGGAUGGCUUGGAGGCUGCAGCUGAGAGUAAGAACUGCUCCAGCAUCCAGAGAGGUGGUUCCCCUGCCUGGGCCACAGGGAGCCAGCCUCAGCCCCUGAGGGAAUCUGAGCCGGAGCCAGUGGGGGACUCGCCCGGAAAGGCCCUGAGGACCCCCGUCCUGCAGAAGACUUCCAGCACCAUCACCCUGCAGGCCGCAAAAGUGCAGCUGGCACCGAGAGUGCCAGUCUCGGGUGCCCCGUCUCCUUCCAGAGAAGAGAGGGAGAAGCCAGCUGCUCGCCCUCCAGCCGCCCUCCACGCCAGGCAGUGUGGCCUGGGAAGCCAAGACACUGUGGGCCAGGUUGCUACCAGGAAGGUCCCCACGGAGGGCCAGGGGGACACAACAUUCCCCAAAUUUGAGACCAAGCCCCAAAGCCAGGAAGUCAGUGAGGACCAGCCGGUCAAGUUCAGAUGCGAGGUUUCAGGGAUCCCGAAGCCUGAAGUGACCUGGUUCCUGGACGGGGCCCCCUUGAGGAGAAGAGAAGGCACCAUCGAGGUGUAUGAAGCUGGGGGGACCCAUUACCUCUGCCUCCUGAGAGCCCGGGCCAGGGACAGCGGGAACUACAGCUGCACAGCCACCAAUGUCCGAGGCCGGGUGUCCUGUGGCUGGACCCUCCUGGUGAAAAGGCUGGCCGUGUUGGAGGCGGCCCCCUCAUUCUCCAGUGUCCUGAAGGACUGCACUGUCGUUGAGGGCCAGGACUUUGUGCUGCAGUGCUCGGUGCAGGGGACCCCGGUGCCCCGAAUCACUUGGCUGCUCAAUGGGCAGCCCAUCCAGUAUGCUCACUCCACCUGCGAGGCUGGCGUGGCUGAGCUCCACAUCCAGGAUGCCCUCCCAGAGGACGAGGGCACCUACACCUGUCUGGCCGAGAACACCUUGGGGCAGGUGUCCUGCAGCGCCCGGGUCACUGUCCAUGAAAAGAAGAGUGACGAGAAGAGUGAGUACCUCCUGCCCACGGCCUCCAGCAAGCCCGUCGCGCCCCUCUUCCUGCAAGGCCUCUCUGAUCUCAGAGUCAUGGACGGGAGCCAGGUCACCAUGACAGUCCAGGUGUCAGGGAACCCACCCCCUGAGGUCAUCUGGCUUCACAACGGGAAUGAGAUCCAGGAGUCAGAGGACUUCCACUUUGAACAGAGAGGCGCUCAGCACAGCCUUUGUAUCCAGGAAGUGUUCCCGGAGGACACGGGCACUUACACCUGUGAAGCCUGGAACAGCGCAGGAGAGGUCCGCACCCAGGCCAUGCUCACAGUGCAAGAGCCUCAGGAUGGCAUCCAGCCCUGGUUCAUCAGCAAGCCCCGCUCAGUGACAGCCUGCCUGGGCCAGAGUGUCCUCAUCUCCUGUGCCAUAGCUGGGGACCCCUUCCCCACUGUGCACUGGCUCCGGGACGGCAAAGCCCUCUCCAGAGACACUGGCCACUUCGAGGUGCUACAGAAUGAGGACGUGUUCACCCUGGUUCUAAAGAACGUGCAGCCCUGGCAUGCCGGCCAGUAUGAGAUCCUGCUCAAGAACCAGGUUGGUGAAUGCAGUUGCCAGGUAUCACUGAUGCUACAGAGCAGCCCUGCCAGAGCUGUCCUGCGGGGAAGGGAGCCUGCCAGCGGUGAGGGCCUCUGCAGCCGGGGAGCCGGCGCUGAUGGUGGUGGCGGUGGCGGCUACGGGAGCCUGAGGCCCGGCUGGCCAGCAGGAGGGCAGGGCGGGCCCGACGAGGGAGACGGCGAGGGCGUGCGUGGGGUGCUCACGCGGCGUGUGGAGACGCGGCAGCACACCGAGGAGGCCAUCCGCCAGCAGGAGGUGGGGCAGCUGGACUUCCGCGACCUCCUGGGCAAGAAGGUGAGUACCAAGACCUUGUCUGAAGAGGACCUGAAGGAGAUCCCAGCCGAGCAGAUGGAUUUCCGCGCCAACCUGCAGCGGCAGGUGAAGCCGAAGACCGUGUCAGAGGAAGAGCGGAAGGUGCAUAGCCCCCAGCAGGUGGACUUCCGCUCUGUCCUGGCCAAGAAGGGGACCCCCAAGACCCCUGUGCCUGAGAAGGUGCCACCUCCAAAACCUGCCACCCCAGGUUUCCGCUCGGUGUUGGGCAGUAAGAAAACGCUACCUGCAGAGAAUGGCAGUAACAGCUCUGAAGCCUUGAAUGCCAAGGCAGCAGAAGGUCCCAAGCCUGUAGGCAAUGCCCAGCCUUCAGGGUUUCUGAAAACCGUGGGCAAUGCGAAGCCGGCCGAGACCCCCAAACCCAUGGGUAAUGUCAAGCUGACUGAGACCCCCAAACCCUUGGGUAAUGCCAAGCCGGCCGAGACCCCCAAACCCAUGGGCAAUGCCAAGCCGGCCGAGACCCCCAAACCCUUGGGUAAUGCCAAGCUGACUGAGACCCCCAAACCCUUGGGUAAUGCGAAGCCGGCCGAGACCCCCAAACCCUUGGGUAAUGUCAAGUCGGCUGAGACCCCCAAACCCUUGGGCAAUGCCAAGUUAUCCGAGGCCCCAAAACCAGCUGGGAAUGAAGAACUUAAGAAGGAGGUUAAGAAUGAUGUGAACUGCAAGAGGGGCCAUGCAGGGGCCACAGAUAAUGAAAAAAGACCCGAGAGCCAAGGGACAGCCCCAGCCUUCAAGGAGAAGCUACGAGAUCUCCGUGUGGUGGAGGGUGAGAAACUGCUGCUCCAGUGCCAGGUGUCCUCUGACCCCCCGGCCACCAUCACCUGGACCCUGAAUGGAAAGACGCUCAAGACUACCAAGUUCAUUGUCCUCUCCCAAGAAGGCUCACUGUGCUCCGUCUCCAUUGAGAAGGCACUGCCCGAGGACAGAGGCUUAUACAAGUGCGUAGCCAAGAACAGCGCCGGCCAGGCUGAGUGUUCCUGCCAAGUCACCGUGGACGAUGCCCCCACCAGUGAGAACGCCAAGGUCCCGGAGAUGAAAGCCCGGAGGCCAAAGAGCUCUCUUCCUUCCGUGCUAGGAACAGAGAGUGAUGCAACUGUGAAAAAGAAACCUGCCCCCAAGACACCUCCGAAGGCAGCCGUGCCCCCUCAGAUCAUCCAGUUUCCUGAGGACCAAAAGGUGCGUGCAGGAGAGCCUGUGGAGCUGUUGGGUAAAGUGGCCGGCACCCAGCCCAUCACCUGCACCUGGAUGAAGUUCCGAAAGCAGAUCCAGGAGAGUGAGCACAUCAAGGUGGAGAACAGUGAGAACGUCAGCAAGCUCACCAUCCGGGCUGCACGCCAGGAGCACUGUGGCUGCUACACUCUGCUGGUGGAGAACAGGCUGGGCAGCAGGCAGGCCCAGGUCAACCUCACCGUUGUGGACAAGCCGGACCCCCCAGCCGGCACGCCUUGUGCCUCUGACAUUCGCAGCUCCUCGCUGACCCUGUCCUGGUACGGCUCCUCGUACGAUGGGGGCAGCGCCGUACAGUCCUACAGCGUCGAGAUCUGGGACUCGGCGGACAAGAAGUGGAAGGAACUAGCCACAUGCCGCAGCACCUCUUUUAACAUCCACGACCUGCUGCCUGACCGAGAGUAUAAAUUCCGUGUGCGCGCAAUCAACGUCUAUGGAACCAGUGAGCCGAGCCAGGAGUCUGAACUCACAGUGGUGGGAGAGAAACCUGAGGAGCCGAAGGAUGAAGUGGAGGUGUCAGAUGAUGAUGAAAAGGAGCCCGAGGUCGAUUAUCGGACCGUCGUGGUCAAUACUGACCAGAAAGUGUCUGACUUCUAUGACAUCGAAGAGAGACUAGGAUCUGGGAAAUUUGGACAGGUCUUUCGACUUGUAGAGAAGAAAACUGGAAAAAUCUGGGCAGGGAAAUUCUUCAAGGCAUAUUCAGCAAAAGAGAAGGAGAACAUCCGGCAGGAGAUCAGCAUCAUGAACUGCCUCCACCACCCCAAGCUGGUCCAGUGUGUGGAUGCCUUCGAAGAGAAGGCCAACAUCGUCAUGGUCCUGGAAAUCGUGUCCGGGGGUGAGCUGUUCGAGCGCAUCAUCGAUGAGGACUUUGAGCUGACCGAGCGGGAGUGCAUCAAGUACAUGAGGCAGAUCUCGGAGGGGGUGGAGUACAUCCACAAGCAGGGCAUUGUCCAUCUGGACCUCAAGCCCGAGAACAUCAUGUGUGUCAACAAGACAGGCACCAGGAUCAAGCUCAUCGACUUCGGUCUGGCUAGGAGGUUGGAGAACGCGGGCUCUCUGAAGGUCCUCUUUGGCACCCCAGAGUUCGUCGCACCGGAAGUGAUCAACUAUGAGCCCAUUGGCUACGCCACAGACAUGUGGAGUAUCGGCGUCAUCUGCUACAUCCUGGUCAGUGGACUGUCCCCCUUCAUGGGUGACAACGAUAACGAAACCUUAGCCAACGUCACCUCAGCCACCUGGGACUUUGACGACGAGGCCUUCGAUGAGAUCUCCGAUGACGCCAAGGACUUUAUCAGCAGCUUGCUAAAGAAAGAUAUGAAAAACCGCUUGGACUGCACCCAGUGCCUUCAGCAUACAUGGCUAAUGAAAGACACCAAGAACAUGGAGGCCAAGAAACUCUCCAAGGACCGGAUGAAGAAGUACAUGGCAAGAAGAAAAUGGCAGAAAACGGGCAAUGCUGUGAGAGCCAUUGGAAGACUCUCCUCUAUGGCAAUGAUCUCAGGGCUCAGUGGCAGGAAAUCUUCAACAGGGUCACCAACCAGCCCACUCAAUGCAGAAAAACUAGAAUCUGAAGAAGAUGUCUCCCAAGCUUUCCUUGAGGCUGUCGCUGAGGAAAAGCCCCAUGUAAAACCCUACUUUUCUAAGACCAUUCGUGAUUUAGAAGUUGUGGAGGGAAGUGCUGCUAGAUUUGACUGCAAGAUCGAAGGAUACCCAGACCCUGAGGUCGUCUGGUUCAAAGAUGACCAGUCAAUCAGGGAGUCCCGCCACUUCCAGAUAGACUAUGAUGAGGAUGGGAACUGCUCUUUAAUCAUUAGUGAUGUUUGCGGGGAUGAUGAUGCCAAGUACACUUGCAAGGCUGUCAACAGUCUUGGAGAAGCCACCUGCACAGCAGAGCUCAUUGUGGAAACCAUGGAGGAAGGAGAAGGAGAAGGGGAAGAAGAAGAGGAGGAAGAAUGAAACAAAGCCAGAGAGAAGCAGUUUCUAAGUCAUAUUACAAAGACUAUCUCUCUAAAGCUCAAAAAACCCAAGACAGUAGAAGCACCUAGUGUGAUAGAUUACUUAGUUAGGUCAUUUGGGGGUUGAUUCUUCAGCAAUAGUGGUUGAUACCCAGCAGCGUUACUGAGGGGCAUUAAUUUAAAUUAGCUGGCACCUUAAGAUUCUAGUACAGCUAGAUUUCAUUUUGGGAAAUCACCAGUAACUUGCCUGACCAACCAAUUUUAGAGAAAAAGUAACAUAAGGAAGCUUUAUCUGGGCAAAGUCAUAUAAAUUCUCCAACUGAAAGCACUCAUGAAAAAACAAGGUCACAGCCCUGCCCAGAGGGUCCCUGGAGAUGGGGGUCUCUCCCAGCUCCUACUCCAGAGAACCGGGUCUCCUCCAGUCCUGUAGCACUUCAUUCUGCAGGCAGUUGAGCCAUUUUAACUUACAAGGCACAAUAUUUCCAAAGUAUACUAUAGACAUUUGAACUUUUCAUUUCCAUCCCCUGUUCUACCUGCCAGUUUUUCUGGAUCUGGACUUGCCAUGAGUUUAAGCAUUAGGGAUAUUACACUUCUUAGUUUCUGAAGACACGUCUCCUGCUCAUGGAUGACUGGCUUCCUUAGGAAAAACAGAAUCUCCUUUCUUCCAAAAUCAGUAGGAAAUCUAAACUUAUCCCCUCUUUGAAGAUUUCUACAGGAACCUAUGGAAAAAAAAAUGGAAAAAAAAUCCUUGUUAAUGUGUUUUUCUGAAACCAGGAUUCAUACCUGCGCUGUUUUAGAAUAUCAGCUCUGCAUGUGUGGUAAAGAUUUUUGUGUUUGAAUGUAUGAAAAAACAGUUUGCUGAAAAGUUAGUCUUAAUUAUUUAUUGGCCACUAUGAAAUAGAUUUCAGCUAUAGAACUCCACAUACUUUGGAAUCUCAUUCAGGAUAGUCUGAGUUUAAUAUACCUUCAUUUUUAAACGUGCUCCAGAGAACUCUACUUACCUUAUGGAUUCCACGAGACUUUUCUUCUUGAAUGUGCAUCAGUCAUGCCUUGCCCCCGACCUUGAAAUAUAUUCUUAACCUGAUAAAUGCACUCAGACUUGCAUCUUUAGGAAUUUUUAACUUUCUUUCACUACAUUGGCACUUAAAUUUUUCUUUAUAAAACUUUUUGAAGGGCAUAAACAAAGACCAUAAACUGAUAUGCCUAAUACAUUUCCUCUGUGUGUGUGUAACAUUCCAAAUACUUUUUUCUUUUCCACUGUUUGUAAAGCGCAGCAGUUUAAUAUUUCAAGGGACUUUUUGCGAGUUCCUUAAGAACUAAUUUUAAAUUACUUCAGUGCAAUCCUACACAGUAUCAACAUUAGAAUUUUGAUGUUACUUAGUCUUAUGUUAUCUUCCAUUCUAUUUUUAUCUGCUUCUUGCUGCUAGUUUCAAAUUGCCAGUAUUUUUCUUUUUGCUUUUUAAGCAGUUACAACAUUUUUCAUAUAGCCACAGUAUUGCCACAGUUUAUUAUAAUAAAGUGUUUUAAAAUUUGAUUUAGAGCAUUCAAAGCUUUUCUUCAUCACUUUUGAUUGUGUUUAGACUAUAAUCUUUGUGUGCAUGUAUGCUGUAUAUGUGCGCGCAUGCGUGGUGUGUAUGUUUGUUUACAGGUUUUUUGAUGCCUUCUUGAAGUUGUGUUAAUGUUCUCCCAGUUUAUUAUGCCAUCAGAAUGGUAAAUGAGAACACUACAACUGUAGUUAGCUCACAAUUUUUAAAUAAAGGCUACCACAGUG
Globicephala melas (long-finned pilot whale) is the source of this 7701-nucleotide messenger RNA. It is a transcript of the gene MYLK, whose product is annotated as myosin light chain kinase. Lineage: Eukaryota; Metazoa; Chordata; Mammalia; Artiodactyla; Delphinidae. Gene Ontology annotation, molecular function: ATP binding; myosin light chain kinase activity; protein binding. The record is from RefSeq and is a predicted model, not a curated record. Gene Ontology annotation, biological process: protein phosphorylation; tonic smooth muscle contraction. Gene Ontology annotation, cellular component: cytoplasm; stress fiber; lamellipodium.